UCCCAUAUUAUUAAAUUCAGAUUUGAUUAUCAUAAAUCUAUUUGUCUAAAUAUUAUUGUUGGCUUUAGUUGAAAAGUGAAUUGAUUAUGUGAAUAGCUUUAUAUGAUUAUACCUGUUUUGUGGAUUAAUAUGGAUUUUACAAAUAUUGCAUCCUCCUUCUUUCUUUGAUUCCGAGGACGGAAUCCCUAUAAGGAGGGUAGAUUGUAAUGACCCGGAUUUUUUAAAAAUAUUUUUAUUAGUAUUAAAAGUGAUUUUUCUUUAAAGAAGGGAAUAAGAUUUAAUAUUUUAUUCCAGUUUAAGGAGUUUUCAAAAUUUUAUACUAAACCCCGGGUUAUUGUGUUAUGGAUAAAUGAUUAUAUUUUUAAAACUGAUUUUCAUAUAUUGUUUCGGAAAUUUUAGAUGAUUAUUAUGUGAAUAUAUGUGUGAUGUGAGUAAGUGGUAUUGGUGGAUUUGUUGGUUAAUUAGUUAUGGUUAAUUAUGAGUAUUAUAUGAUUAAUAUAUGAAUUUUUGUGAAUUUUAUAUUAUCUGGUUUAUUGCGUUAACUGCUCAUAUGUGUUCGUAUUUGAGAGAUUUCAAUUUCUAUAUGCUCAGGAGAAAAUAUAGUUUAUUUGGAUAUUUUCAUAUCGAUUUAUGGAAUGUUAGAUGAUUUUAUAAUCGAUUUACGGAUUUAAUUGUGUAUAUUUAUAUUUAUUUAUUAAUUAUGUGACUUCCGUAAAACCGUCCACUCGUAACGAGGUAGCAAUUUUUCUUCCCGGAAGUUUCAACAAAACUUACCUUUAGCCUAAUUUCAAUAUUCCGGACAUUUUUCGUGUUUUGACUUUUUCGAUCCGGAGUACGGUUUUCCCCGGAGUCGGUCCGGCGGAGUUUUUCGGGUAUUUUAAUUGUUGAUAAUUAUCCAGUUUGUCUCGAUAUACGUGAAAACCAGAUAUUUUGAUUAUUAUAUUAUUUCUUAUCUUGCAAUAAUUGCAAUGGGACCCGCAGACCAAUAAUUGAGUUAAAAAGCCCCGUUUUGAUGAUUAUCUCGAAAACCAGUACCGAUUGGACCCCGCUUUAUUAUAUAAAGUUACUAAAUAUGUAUUUUCAUGUCAUAAACGAUCCAAAGGGGUACCAAUUAUUUGUAAAUAUAAAUAGACCUUUCUAGAGCUUAUUUUCACCCGUAAAAUCAUUUCACCAGUUUCUUUCCACGAAUAUCGAGAGAAACCGAGCGGUGUUCUUCGUGUUCUUCGUAAUCAAACGAAGAUUUGAAGGUGUUAUUGGAAUCCGAUGGAGGCGUAUAAAUAGUCAAAACGAAGCUAUCGAUGCGUAGAAUCUAGUUUAAUCAUCCGUUUAUAUGCAGAUACAACAGGAUUUGGACGAGACGUGUAUGCCCGAAGACGUUCAGAAAGUCACGUGGUGUUACAAAGCGAAUAAGGGAUGAAUCGAGUAAGCGAAGCGAAGAUGUACGGUAGAUAGAGUAUAGCCAGAGAUGGUCUAGAGACUAUGAGAUGCAUAGAUUGUGAAAGUGGAAAGAUGAGAUUGAGAUGUGAGACUGGAGUCAGAUUUAAGGCAAGUAUCCUGCACCCUGCUUUUGGAUAUAUUGCAAAUAUUUUGAUUCAUUCUUUUGAUGUGUUGCAAGUAUCCUAAACCCUUCUUUUGGAUAUAUUGCAUGUUCUGAUCCAUUCCUUUGGUAUAUGUUUCAAGUAUUCAUACCUUUCUUUUCAAUGUUCGAAAAUGCGAGUAUUCUGACCCAUUCUUUCUAAUCUUCAAGUUUCUAAAGAAUUUCCGUUUUACAAAUUAAUUCGAAGUUCAGAUUGUCAUUGAAGCAUGUGUUGCUCAGUGAUAGUUAGAGCUUUGAAUGAAUUGGGAUCUUCUUGAUUAUUCAACCCGCCAUUGUCAUGCUGGUUUAGCAGGCUAAAUUCAGUUGCUUAGCCGAUAAUGGAGGAUACUGAAUAGUUGAGGAUUUCCUGAACUGUGAUUUAUGAAAUGAUGGACUGUGACUCAUGAAAAGUUUAUUAUCAAAGUUGAUUUGAAAUUAUUCUGUUGUUGAUGAUAUUUAUGAUGAUGUUCUGUUGAUUUACAUUGGCUUCUUGAAUUGAAUUAGAGAAUUGGAUUAUUGUUUUUAUAUAAACCUGUGGACCAGAUUCGUGGUCAUGUUAGGCCAAUGAGUGCCUUGGAUCCAGUGAUAGAGCAUGGCGGGGCCUGCUCGGGGUUAGUGCGGAACUGAUCAGCUGCCUAACCUUGGUUUUAAUUAAAAUGUGAUAGUCCAAUUCAAUAAUUCUUUGGAAAGAUUGAAUUUCUCAGUUUAAAUGCUGCAAGGUAUUGUAAAUCAUUCUAUACAAUACCAUGAACUCAUGAAAUCAGGUUGAAUCCUCUUAUAUCUUGAACUCGUGAACUUUUGUUAUAUCAUUUCAGAACUAUCAUUGUUUAUUAUUACUUGCUGAGCAUUGUUGCUCACCCUUGCUAUUCCUUUCUAACCAUUUCAGAAAGGCUUAAAGUUGAGAUGAUUGAUUGAGAUUGUGGAUAAGGCUAAUGCUAGGCGAGGAGACAGAGUUGAGGAUCCAGUGGUUGAGGAGUGUUCAGGAAAGUUGAUGAGGUUGGUGCAAGCUAGAGCUGUGCUAUAGGGUUUCAAGUGUAAGUCAUAGCUGGAAUAGUUGACAGUGAUUCCUCUUAUCGAAGAUGAUCUGAUUUGGUAAGAAAUGCUGUGUAAUAUUAGUGGUGGAUUCUAAUUUCAAUACUGUAACCUGGAUGCGAUCCUGUUGUUUUAGGGGGUUGAAAUGUGCUCUUUCAAAUAUUUUAUGAUGGCUUUCAAGUUUUGAAUUUCAAGUUUUAAAAUUCUUUUGGAUUUUCAUUAUCUUUAUAAAAAAAAAAAAUAUUGCAGGUUUUUUUAAGGUGUUUUAAAAAUGGUUUUUGUGUGGUGACGUCAGAAUCCAGGCCCCCGGAUUCUCGGGCCGUCACAGUUGGUAUCAGAGCAACAGGUUAUAAGUAUUUGAAAUUAGAAUAUAGAUUAUAGUUAUAGGUUUUCUAGAGAAGAAUGUGGUGUAACCUCACAUAGAGGUAUGGUCGGACUAUUUAGGAAUAGUCUAGAGAUGUGAGUGAAGCAUAGAGUUUAAUUAGAUGAUCAAGUUAAGUGUGGAUAUCUAAAGAGAUUAGGAUUCUUAAGUUUAGACAUAUGAUUUCUAGUAUGUUGAUUAAUUGAGAUGGUGAAUUGUGGGAAAGGUCAGUAUUAGACCUAUAUAGAAGAGUUUGAUAGUGAAUGAUUGAAUUGAGAAUGGUGAAAAUGCAGAGUUCAGAGUAUUCUGACUAUACUGCAUAUUUGAAACUGGAGUAUCAUAUUGAUUUGAGGAUGAUAUAAAUGCAUGGUUCAUAGUAUGUUGACCAUGUCCGAUAUUUGGAAGAUGUAUAUUGUUUUGAGUGAAGAUAUGAAGAGUAAGUGUAGAGUAUGAGUUGUAUUGGAUUAGAAGGAGAGAUCGGUUGAUAGGUGAGAAGUGAAUGAUAGAGAGUACGUGGAAUUGAGUCCAGUUAUUAGAGAUGAUGUCUACGAGUAAGUUAGAAUGUUAAUUCUCGACGACUACGCUUUAAGUUAAGCGGGACAAGGUGGGCCCAUAACCCACAGGGCGACGAUUCUGAAAAUCGAAGAUAUGCUACGUGUUGUGCUAUGGACUUCAAAGGCAACUGGGUGAAACAUGAGAACGUGAACUACUUGGGCCAGACUUAUUACGAGCUAUAACGUCUACGAUGACAUCUUACGAGGCUAUUACGAAUCAACAUCGAUCGAUUAUCGAGAACGUUGAAAAGAAGACAUAUAUCGAACAAUGAUUUAUUGAAGCAGAGCGAAAAUCUGAGAAGACCUUGGCAAUACCUCUCUUCAACUAAGAUUCUUUUGUAUUGUUUUUCUCAUCAGUGAGAUAUUAUCAUGAUAUCUUUUCUACAAAAGUUUUGAUAAAUGAGAUCUUCAAUUUCUCAAAUUCUAAGAUGACAUUGAUAUUGAUGAUUGGUAUGAAUUGGAAAACAAAGAUGUGUGAUAAAGGAUUGUUGUGAAGAGACAGUGAUUUUCCUUGAUAUUGUUUGACAUUUCUUGACAUUCCUUGAUACCCUUUCAUCUACCUUGAUAUCCCUUAGUGUUCUUUGAUAUUGUUGAUAUUCCUUGAUAUUCUCUGGUAUUCCUUAACAUUUCUUCAACUUGAUUGGGAUGAACAACCCUAUUUAUAGGGGACACAAGGUAUACCUGUCUGUGUGAUAGGAGUUGGAUGGGACGCCAUCACUUGUGUGUGUUGUGAUUACAAGAAGGUUAACAACCUUUAGUAGUGUCUAAUGUGGACACGCAACACCAAGUUCGUUGAUCAUAUAGAUCUCUCAAUCACUCCUUUAUUCAAAUGUGAUCUACCUUGAAAACAUUUUGUUCUAUUCAAAAUUCCAAAAGAUUGAUUCUUGGGAAAUGAAUUUUGCAAUUGUAAAAGUGUGAUUCUCUGAUAUUUUUAAAGACAAAGGUAUGCCAAGAUCGAUCAAAGGUGUAUGAUGAUACGUUAUGACGAAGCGUAUAAUGGAAUCUUAUAAAUGAUACGUUUUAGUUCUCAUCGCGGAUUCUGAGGACAGAAUCCUUAUAAGAGGGGUAGAAUGUAAUAUCCCAUAUUAUUAAAUUCAGAUUUGAUUAUCAUAAAUCUAUUUGUCUAAAUAUUAUUGUUGGCUUUAGUUGAAAAGUGAAUUGAUUAUGUGAAUAGCUUUAUAUGAUUAUACCUGUUUUGUGGAUUAAUAUGGAUUUUACAAAUAUUGCAUCCUCCUUCUUUCUUUGAUUCCGAGGACGGAAUCCCUAUAAGGAGGGUAGAUUGUAAUGACCCGGAUUUUUUAAAAAUAUUUUUAUUAGUAUUAAAAGUGAUUUUUCUUUAAAGAAGGGAAUAAGAUUUAAUAUUUUAUUCCAGUUUAAGGAGUUUUCAAAAUUUUAUACUAAACCCCGGGUUAUUGUGUUAUGGAUAAAUGAUUAUAUUUUUAAAACUGAUUUUCAUAUAUUGUUUCGGAAAUUUUAGAUGAUUAUUAUGUGAAUAUAUGUGUGAUGUGAGUAAGUGGUAUUGGUGGAUUUGUUGGUUAAUUAGUUAUGGUUAAUUAUGAGUAUUAUAUGAUUAAUAUAUGAAUUUUUGUGAAUUUUAUAUUAUCUGGUUUAUUGCGUUAACUGCUCAUAUGUGUUCGUAUUUGAGAGAUUUCAAUUUCUAUAUGCUCAGGAGAAAAUAUAGUUUAUUUGGAUAUUUUCAUAUCGAUUUAUGGAAUGUUAGAUGAUUUUAUAAUCGAUUUACGGAUUUAAUUGUGUAUAUUUAUAUUUAUUUAUUAAUUAUGUGACUUCCGUAAAACCGUCCACUCGUAACGAGGUAGCAAUUUUUCUUCCCGGAAGUUUCAACAAAACUUACCUUUAGCCUAAUUUCAAUAUUCCGGACAUUUUUCGUGUUUUGACUUUUUCGAUCCGGAGUACGGUUUUCCCCGGAGUCGGUCCGGCGGAGUUUUUCGGGUAUUUUAAUUGUUGAUAAUUAUCCAGUUUGUCUCGAUAUACGUGAAAACCAGAUAUUUUGAUUAUUAUAUUAUUUCUUAUCUUGCAAUAAUUGCAAUGGGACCCGCAGACCAAUAAUUGAGUUAAAAAGCCCCGUUUUGAUGAUUAUCUCGAAAACCAGUACCGAUUGGACCCCGCUUUAUUAUAUAAAGUUACUAAAUAUGUAUUUUCAUGUCAUAAACGAUCCAAAGGGGUACCAAUUAUUUGUAAAUAUAAAUAGACCUUUCUAGAGCUUAUUUUCACCCGUAAAAUCAUUUCACCAGUUUCUUUCCACGAAUAUCGAGAGAAACCGAGCGGUGUUCUUCGUGUUCUUCGUAAUCAAACGAAGAUUUGAAGGUGUUAUUGGAAUCCGAUGGAGGCGUAUAAAUAGUCAAAACGAAGCUAUCGAUGCGUAGAAUCUAGUUUAAUCAUCCGUUUAUAUGCAGAUACAACAGGAUUUGGACGAGACGUGUAUGCCCGAAGACGUUCAGAAAGUCACGUGGUGUUACAAAGCGAAUAAGGGAUGAAUCGAGUAAGCGAAGCGAAGAUGUACGGUAGAUAGAGUAUAGCCAGAGAUGGUCUAGAGACUAUGAGAUGCAUAGAUUGUGAAAGUGGAAAGAUGAGAUUGAGAUGUGAGACUGGAGUCAGAUUUAAGGCAAGUAUCCUGCACCCUGCUUUUGGAUAUAUUGCAAAUAUUUUGAUUCAUUCUUUUGAUGUGUUGCAAGUAUCCUAAACCCUUCUUUUGGAUAUAUUGCAUGUUCUGAUCCAUUCCUUUGGUAUAUGUUUCAAGUAUUCAUACCUUUCUUUUCAAUGUUCGAAAAUGCGAGUAUUCUGACCCAUUCUUUCUAAUCUUCAAGUUUCUAAAGAAUUUCCGUUUUACAAAUUAAUUCGAAGUUCAGAUUGUCAUUGAAGCAUGUGUUGCUCAGUGAUAGUUAGAGCUUUGAAUGAAUUGGGAUCUUCUUGAUUAUUCAACCCGCCAUUGUCAUGCUGGUUUAGCAGGCUAAAUUCAGUUGCUUAGCCGAUAAUGGAGGAUACUGAAUAGUUGAGGAUUUCCUGAACUGUGAUUUAUGAAAUGAUGGACUGUGACUCAUGAAAAGUUUAUUAUCAAAGUUGAUUUGAAAUUAUUCUGUUGUUGAUGAUAUUUAUGAUGAUGUUCUGUUGAUUUACAUUGGCUUCUUGAAUUGAAUUAGAGAAUUGGAUUAUUGUUUUUAUAUAAACCUGUGGACCAGAUUCGUGGUCAUGUUAGGCCAAUGAGUGCCUUGGAUCCAGUGAUAGAGCAUGGCGGGGCCUGCUCGGGGUUAGUGCGGAACUGAUCAGCUGCCUAACCUUGGUUUUAAUUAAAAUGUGAUAGUCCAAUUCAAUAAUUCUUUGGAAAGAUUGAAUUUCUCAGUUUAAAUGCUGCAAGGUAUUGUAAAUCAUUCUAUACAAUACCAUGAACUCAUGAAAUCAGGUUGAAUCCUCUUAUAUCUUGAACUCGUGAACUUUUGUUAUAUCAUUUCAGAACUAUCAUUGUUUAUUAUUACUUGCUGAGCAUUGUUGCUCACCCUUGCUAUUCCUUUCUAACCAUUUCAGAAAGGCUUAAAGUUGAGAUGAUUGAUUGAGAUUGUGGAUAAGGCUAAUGCUAGGCGAGGAGACAGAGUUGAGGAUCCAGUGGUUGAGGAGUGUUCAGGAAAGUUGAUGAGGUUGGUGCAAGCUAGAGCUGUGCUAUAGGGUUUCAAGUGUAAGUCAUAGCUGGAAUAGUUGACAGUGAUUCCUCUUAUCGAAGAUGAUCUGAUUUGGUUUUUUUAAGGUGUUUUAAAAAUGGUUUUUGUGUGGUGACGUCAGAAUCCAGGCCCCCGGAUUCUCGGGCCGUCACACCCUGGUUCCAAGACCAAAAGGAAAAUCUACAAUUGGAGCUAGAUGGGUCUUCCGUAACAAGUUAGAUGGUGAUGGCAUUGUUGUAAGAAACAAAGCCAGACUGGUUGCAAAAGGUUAUUCACAAGAAGAAGGAAUUGAUUAUGAUGAAACCUAUGCUCCAGUUGCUCGUCUUGAAGCCAUCAGAAUAUUUCUUGCAUUUGCUGCACACUCCAACUUCAAGGUUUAUCAAAUGGAUGUGAAAAGUGCAUUUCUGAAUGGAAAGCUAGAAGAAGAAGUAUAUCUGGAACAGCCCCCUGGCUUUGAAAAUCCAGAGUUUGCUGAUUUUGUAUACUUCCUAUUCAAAGCUGUCUAUGGACUCAAGCAGUCACCAAGAACAUGGUAUGACACUCUCUCUGAGUUUUUAAUUGAAAACAAUUUUACUAGAGGUGUCAUAAACAAAACUCUCUUUUACAAAUUGCAUGAUAAGGAUAUGAUAUUUGUACAAAUAUAUGUUGAUGAUAUUAUAUUUGGUUCUACUAACGAUAACUUGUGCAAGAGAUUUGCUAAGUUGAUGCAGAGUAACUAUGAGAUGAGUAUGAUGGGUGAGCUGUCCUACUUCCUUGGUCUUCAAGUAAGCCAAAAGGAAGAUGGAAUAUUCAUUUGCCAAUCCAAGUAUGUCAGAGAUCUUCUUCGAAAGUUCAAUCUAGAAGACUCUUCACCGGCAAAGACACCCAUGGCCACUGCCACAAAGCUUGACCAGGAUAAAUCUGGUAAGAAAGUUGAUAUCACAAGCUAUCGAGGUAUGAUUGGCUCUCUACUUUAUCUUACUGCAAGUAGACCAGAUAUCAUGUUUGCAACAUGUUUGUGUGCUAGGUUCCAAGCUGAUCCUAAAGAAUCACAUCUUAUAGCCGUCAAAAGAAUCUUUAGAUAUCUUAAGGGUACACCUGGAUUAGGUAUUUGGUACCCUAAGAAUACUGGUUUUGACUUAACCGGCUAUACAGAUUCUGAUUAUGCAGGAUGCAGGAUUGAUAGGAAGAGUACGUCUGGAAGCUGUCAAUUUCUAGGACGUCGGUUGGUUUCCUGGUAUAGCAAGAAGCAGCACUCAGUGUCUACUUCUACUGCUGAAGCUGAGUAUAUAGCUGCUGGAAGCUGCUGUGCUCAGAUCUUGUGGAUCAAGAACCAACUGAAUGAUUAUGGUGUUGUAGUAAACAAAAUUCCCAUAUUUUGUGAUAAUACAAGUGCCAUAGCCAUUUCCAACAAUCCGGUUCAACAUUCAAGAACCAAGCACAUUGAUAUCAGGUAUCAUUUCAUUCGAGAACAUGUCAUGAAUGGUACAGUGGUGUUACAUUUUGUACCCACGACUGAGCAAAUUGCUGACAUCUUCACUAAACCACUGGAUGAAUCCACUUUCUCUAAGCUGGUUUGUGAAUUAGGGAUGUUAAAUAUGACAUAGUUCUCUUGUAUAUAUUUUUCAUAUGCAUUAUAUGUUUUUAUAUAUUUUUUUGUGAAUUUUCUGUAUAAUUAUUUCUAUUUUAUUAGAUUUUAUAUGAUUUUCUGUAUAUUAUCUGAUAAUAUUCUGAGUAACUAUGCAUGUUUGUAAGGUAUUCUGUAAUUUUCUAAGUGCUCAUAUACUCCCCUGUAAUAUUCUCAAGGCAUUUAGAUAAUUAUUUGUAAUUAUUUUGUAUUUUUCAAAAUUAAUUAAGCAUAAAUAUUUGAUUUUAAGUUAAUUCAUUUUAUUGAAUUAAAGUUAAAGUCAUAAGUAUUUAUAUUUAAUUAAAGUUGAAAUUUACAAAAUAUUUGUGUAAUAUAUAGUAUUGUUUUUAUUAUAGAUUUUUUAUGUUAAUUGCAAAAUGUUCUAUCUUUUUAAUUAAUCAAAAAUCAUAUUAUUAUUAUUAUUAUUAUUAUUUGUUUUUCAGCAAGACAAUUACAUUGUCUACUGAUUGGCUCGGCAAGACAAUUAGAUUGUCUUGCUGAACCGGUUUUUCUGAUUUUCAAACAACUCGGCAAGACAAUUACAUUGUCUUACCGAGUCUGCCAUUAAGCCGCACUUUGUAUCAGUAAGACAAUUGAAAUUGUCUUACUGACACUUGAUUUUGUCUGCUUCGUUAAAAUCUCGGCAAGACAAUUUCAAAUUGUCUUACCGAGACUUAAACUCCCCUUUGUCUUCCUGUGUGCAUAUAUAUACUAACAAGACAAUUGAGCAAGACAAUUCAUAUUGUCUUGCCUCCACUUCAUCUUCCCCAACUCACAUAUACACACACGGUUGAUCAUCGUUUUUCAAGUUUUUCAUCAAAAACUUGCUGGGUUUCCGUUCCUCAAGCUUUACGCUUGCUCUGUUACUCAAUUCCGUUCGAUUUAUAACGAAACUCUGCCGGAUUUUUGUGAGAUUUCGCCUCGAACUCGUCUGUGUUUGCUCGCUUUUACGACUGUUUCCGAAGCUUCAUCUCUGUUAGUUGAUCCUUGUGCGUUGUGAUUGAAACUUUGUGCUUGAUCGAUUUGUAAUUGAGGCUAGGGUUUUUAAAAUCGUUUUUGGGGUUUGUAAAGCUUAAGGGACUGUUUGGCUUGGCUUGUUUUGAUCAUUUGGGGAUUUUCUAAGUUAAGGCUGCGUUUGGCUUGAGUUCUUUAAGAUUGGGGUUUUUGAUCUUAAGGACUUGUUUGGACAUCUAGCUUUGUGGAGUUAAAAUUGAUUAGUACCAUUUAAAUUAAUUAACUUUUAAUUCGAUAAUAUUUUAAUAUUUCGAAUUAUUAAUUAAUUAAUCAAGUUUAAUUAUUAGUUGAAAUUUGCGAGACAUUUGAGAAUUCACUUUUAAUUUGAAAAAUUCUCGCUUAAUUCAAUUUUUAAUUAUUAAAAAUGGCCGGAGAAUUCGUGGUUGCUGAGACUAAUUACCUUGCUAGCCUUAACCCUGAUGACUGCUCCGAUAGAUUCCGUACUUGGGUCAGAUUUCUUUCGAGACAGAGUUUAGUCAGUACUGCACUCACUACAGAUAUAGAAGUCAAGCUGCAACCCUUGUUUGACUUCUACUCAAAUGCUGUCAACUCUACGACCCUGGAGAACUACAAGAUUAUAGGGGAUCUGCCUAACAGGAAACGUAUUGUAAUCACUGUCGAUGAUGUGAACCGGAUCUUAGGACUUCCAAGGGAUAAUUUUGAGCCAGAUCCCUCAGAGGAUGAACUGAGACAAUUCUUUCAGGAUAUUCACUAUCAAGGUCAGAUUUUUCUCCCGAAGAUGUCAAAGGGAAAUCUGAAGGCUGAAUGGGAUGUGUUCUUUGACACCCUUGCCAAGGUGUUUGCUCCCACUAAUCGAAAGAACUUUGGGAAUAUAUCUUCGAUGCUGCAAAUCUUUGGAUUCAGCAUAGCUUAUAACCGUCGAAUCAACUUUGGGAAGAUAUUGCUGAGGGAGAUUAUCAGAAAGAUGGGGUCUGUUACACAGAGAUCAAUUCAAAGGAAUGAGAAAGUUGAAUGCUUCUAUCCCAGGAUUCUGAUGUUAUUCAUGAAUGAUAAAAUGGAUGAUGCUGAUAGGCACAUGUACAUAGAUUCUCCUGUUGUUCCUAUUCAGAGGACUUGUGCCAAGAUCCAGACCCGGCUGGUGAACAAGAAAAAGCAUGACAAUGUGCCAUUAGUAGUGACUCCUUUCAUGCUAGAGCAAUUCAGUGCUCCAUUUCAACCUGUACAAGUUCCAGAACCACUACAACAGCAACAAUAUCAACCACAACAACAACAACAAGCUCAACAACAAGAACAACCGCAACAACAAUCACCUCCUCAAAACUAUCAACCACUUCAACUACUUCAAGACUAUCAGUCAUCCAGCCAAUCCUCACAUUACUCUCCCUACAACCCUCCUUACAAUUCACCACAACAAUCACCUCACCAAUCAUCAUACAAUUCUCCUCACCAAUCUCAACACCAAUCCCCUCCACAUUAUAACUUCUUCCCAGACCAACAAGCCUCCAUUCUUCCCUCUCAAUCUGAACCAACACCUUCACCUACACAUACACAUACCAUUCCUCAACCACAAUCAACCUCUCAGCCUCUGCCUGCUGAUUCUGCUAUCAAUCCAGAGCUACAGGACUUCAGGACAGAUUUACAGGUAGCUCAGGUACUUUCUAAUCUCACUGAUACCUUUAAUAUUGAUAUUGCAGAUUUUGAUUGUGAUAUUGGAUUUGAUUUCCAGCCUCCCAGCAUUGAACCUGUAAACACCCAGGUUCAUAACCCAGCUGACGUUUUCGUUUCAACAACUGAUUCUUCGUCAAACACAUCAACCGACACUACUCAUACACCAGUUGUUCGAAAGGUAGCCCGGAAACGGAGUGGGAGUGCAAUUCUGAGAGAACCCGCAGCUCUGUCUCAUAAGAAGCAAAGGGUGGCAGAACCGGAGACAACUGCAGCCGCAUCCAUUUCCUCCCAAAAGGAUUUGGACACUGACACGGUAAAUAUACAGUCUCUAGAUUCAUUCUCUCCACAGAAUGCAUUUAUUGAAAUUGGCCGUCCGACCGCGGUAUCCUGUAAAGAGUCAAGCACACAACUAGCACUCACGCUAGUAGAACCUUUGUCUUUUAAUUCUUCACUUAGAGAGACCACAGAUAUUCAAAAAUUGUCAUAUGAAAAACUUUCUGAUCACUCUUUCUUUUUGGAUCAGGCUAUACUUGGCAACCUGCAAGUACAUCAGCCUUCACAGGCAUCUGAAGGACAAUUUGUUCCUUCACAACCUACAGUUCCAUCUCAGGGAACUAUGGUUGUAUAUACAGGUACUGGUGACGGUGUGACAAACACGAGUGAAAUCAGGCAAACACCGAGCGAAACACAUGCACGAGAGGAUAGUGAUAAAUCUUUGAGUGUUCGUGAGGUGAGUGCACACACCAACACUGAUCUGUUACAGGAACAAUUGGCUGCCCUGAAAGCUGAGAUUUGAAGGUUGAAUGCUGAGAAUGCCAGAUUCAGAAGUGGAGAGUUGGUGACUCUACAGGAAAAGGUUGUUGAUCCUUCAUUUUCUUCUCUCAAACAGGAAUUAGAUGCUCAUGUCAAGGGCAUUCACUCUAGGAUGGACAAAUUUGAUAAAACUCAGGAGCUCUGUCUGACGAAACUUGACAACUUGGAGCAAACUUUGGCUCAAGUUGUUCAGCACUUAAAGAUCAAUCCGUCAACAUCUCAGUCUACUCUAGAGGAUCCCUCAACUAAGGGGGAGAAGGAUAAGGAUGACAAAGAUAAGGAUGACAGCAAUGCUGAUGCUGCUGAUAGGGGUGAUAAGGGUGGUGAGACUGAUAGGAGUGAUAAGGGUGGAGAAGGAGCAAGUAAAAAGGAUUCUUCUGCAGCUAGCAAAUCUAAAGGCAAAAUGCCUGAAACUGAGAACAUCUUCACUAAUCAGGAUUAUGACAAUAUUCCUGAAGAUGUUGAUGAUGAUGAUGCAUUUGAUUCUGCUUAUUUUGAAGCUGAGGAAGAAGGUCGUUUCGAGGAAGGCUUUCUUUUCAAUGAAGACCAGUCUGUGGACCCUGAGCACAUGGAAAAGGUCAAAAUGUUUAAAGCUCAACAUGAAGCUAGCAAAGCAAAGCUUCAGGAACUACAGAAACUGGUGGAUGAGAAGAGGACAACUGAUGAGUUGGUCAAGCUGGAGAAACAGAAACUGUGGGAUGCUAAGUGCAAGGAAAAGAGAGAGGAUAUCUCCAGGAAAGUUGGUGAAAGCUGGGAUAUUGCAAGACAAAUCCUCUCUGGACCUCAAAGGGAACUUUCAAUGAUGGUAAGUUCAAAUCCUUCAUUUAUGACCUGAGAGAGGCUAACCCUAAUGAAGAUAUGUUUAUGCGUGCUCUUGCUCUCGAGUUAGAAUAUUUAACUAUUGGUGUCAAGAAUCUUCUCAAUGAAUGGGAGAUCAUUAUUUCUACUCAGAGAAAUGGAACAUUCAGGGUUUCAAUUGAUUUAUUCAAGUUUCUAUCUCUAACUGAAAUCUGGGUGAUUCGUAACAAGAUCAGACGCAGCUCGAAUCUGAAUGAACUCCUACGUGACAGACUUAUGGAUUGUGCAAUUCAUAACAGUCCACAAGUUGUCAGAAAUCCAUACUGUGUCAAGUUCAUUCACGAGGGAAAGUUUGGAACCUUCUACCUGGACCACCAACAUCUUCUGAAGUAUGAUGUUAGUCAGUUGGUUCUUGUAUCAACAAUUCUACGUACCAAGGGCUUCGCUACUAAGGCCAAAGCUGAUGCUGAUAUUGAAAUUGUAAACUACUGCACAAGGAGAAAUAUUCAUCAAUACUUCCAAAGAUGAAGUAUAUCAACUAAUCUCAGCCAGCAGAUUUCAUCGAAGACCCUGUGGAUAUAGAGGUUCAAUAUCAUCUUUCAUUGGCUCGUGAAAGAAAGAAGCGUGGAGAAUCCACUGCAGCUGAAGAGCCUACUCAGAAUGAGCCUUCUACUCCAAUUAUUCACUGUUCAGAUGCUGAAGAAGGAGAAGUCACUCGUUCUGAGUGAAUAGAUUGAUUAGGAUAUUUGUUAGAUAUGCUCAAGGAACAUCCUUUUGUAAUCUAUUUAUGAUCAUGGUUCAAUGUUUAAUGCAAGCCAUAAACUUUUGCUAUUUA
This is a messenger RNA of Daucus carota subsp. sativus, 13889 nucleotides long. RefSeq lists its product as uncharacterized. Lineage: Eukaryota; Viridiplantae; Streptophyta; Magnoliopsida; Apiales; Apiaceae. The transcript is spliced from 4 exons. The record is from RefSeq and is a predicted model, not a curated record. The coding region runs from base 10179 to 12239 and encodes 686 amino acids.